AGAGAUAUUCCAAAACCAAAAAGCAUUGCAGCGGAGAAGAAUAAAAUUUUCAUAUUUCAUAUCUUCGUUUCUUCUAUCUAUCAGCUAUCAUCCCACCCCACACCAUUUCUAUAUUAUAUAUAAUAUUCCAUUCUGAAACCUAAGAAGUGAAGAGAAGAGGAGAGGAGAGGAGAGAGAAGCUCAUUUGAAUUCGAAAGAAAGAAGAACCAGAAUCAAAAUCAUGGAGAAUAAUCACAGUCCCAAUCCCAAUCCCAAUCCCAAAGAGAGUCACAAUCACAAGAAGGAGGUGAUUCGAAUUGAGAGAGAGUCCGUCAUCCCAAUUCUCAAGCCCAAGCUCAUCAUGACCUUGGCCAACCUCAUCGAACAUAGUUCUGAUCGGGCAGAGUUUCUGAAGCUCUGCAAGAGGGUUGAGUACACCAUUCGUGCUUGGUACCUUCUCCAAUUCGAGGAUUUGAUGCAAUUGUACUCGCUGUUUGACCCUGUCCAUGGGGCUCAGAAAUUGGAGCAGCAGUCUCUCUCCCCGGAAGAAAUUGAUGUGCUUGAACAGAAUUUCCUCACUUACUUGUUUCAGGUGAUGGAGAAGAGUAAUUUCAAGAUUGCCACUGAUGAUGAGAUUGAGGUGGCGCUUUCAGGGCAGUAUCUUUUAAAUCUUCCUAUUACUGUCGAUGAUUCUAAGCUUGACAAGAAGCUUUUAAGGAAAUACUUUGAGGAUCAUCCUUGCCCAAACCUUCCAGAUUUUUCUGACAAGUACGUUAUAUUUAGACGUGGCAUUGGACUCGACAAAACAACCGAUUACUUUUUCAUGGAAAAAAUGGACAUGCUUAUUGGACGUUUUUGGUCAUAUCUUCUACGAUUAACAAGGUUGGAUAAACUUUUGUCCAGAAGGUCAGGCAAGAAAAAGAAAGAUCCAAAGAAGGAUGAUGAGAUUAUUCCAGAUGCAGAUCAGGAAGACCUAUAUGUUGAAAGGAAGAGGCUCGAAAAUCUGGAAUUGAGUCUACGCAAUUUGUUGAGCAAGAUAACAAUCCAAGAGCCAACAUUUGAUAGGAUAAUUGUUGUUUAUAGGCGAGCAAGUGCCAAGGAAAAAACAGAGCGAGGAAUAUUUGUGAAGCAUUUUAAAAACAUUCCAAUGGCUGAUAUGGAAAUAGUUCUUCCAGAGAAGAAAAAUCCAGGAUUAACUCCGAUGGACUGGGUCAAGUUCCUUAUAUCUGCUGUAGUUGGGCUGGUUGCUGUUGUUACUUCAGUUGAAAUGCCUAAAGCUGAUCUCUGGGUCAUUAUUGCUAUUCUUUCCACUGUCAUUGGUUACUGCGCUAAGACAUAUUUCACUUUUCAGCAAAACAUGGCUGCUUAUCAGAAUUUAAUAACGCAGUCCAUGUACGACAAACAACUGGAUAGUGGAAAGGGUACUCUUCUCCAUCUGUGUGACGAUGUCAUUCAACAGGAAGUCAAGGAGGUGAUCAUUUCAUUCUUUAUUUUGAUGGAACAAGGCAAAGCUACUAGACAGGAUCUGGAUAGGUGGUGUGAGGACCUAAUUAAAGAAGAGUUCAACGAAAGUUGUAAUUUCGAUGUGGAUGAUGCAGUCCAGAAGUUGGAGAAAUUGGGAAUCGUAGCUCGGGAUUCUGUUGGACGGUAUUACUGCGUGGGUUUGAAACGUGCUAAUGAGAUUAUAGGAACCACCACCGAGGAGCUUGUCCUAAAGGUGAAACAGGGUGGUAGUACAUGAAGCCCGUCUGCUUUCUUUUUGUACAAAUCUUAUAUGAGAGAAUUUAUGCUUUCCAACAGAUCCAACACAAGUUCUUAGUUUUUUACUCAUUUAAAUAGUUCUGCGGAUUCUUAUUGUUAUUUUUAUCAUUAUUUUAUGCAUAUAUACUUUAAUUUUUCUCCUAUGCAAUUGCAUUAAUGUAUGUAAUUGCAAUCGAUGGUUAUCUUUCUCUGCAACUUGACUUCUGUUAUAUGGAAUAUUGAGAGAGGAGGACCUACCGGCGAA
Molecule: messenger RNA, 1984 nt
Organism: Morus notabilis
Lineage: Eukaryota; Viridiplantae; Streptophyta; Magnoliopsida; Rosales; Moraceae
Exons: 15
Coding region: 221-1720 (499 amino acids)
Source: RefSeq, a predicted model, not a curated record